AUGGUGCACGAUCUCAUGUUCGCGACAUCCAUCCUUAUGUACCUGUCGUCCUUCAUUGGCAUGGUCGGAAACCUCAUUGUCCUUUUUGCCUUCAUCAGCAACGCCAUCCGGCACAAAUCGCUGCAGCCUCUGGACCGCAUCAUUGUCAACAUGUCCCUGGUGAACUUCCUCCUCUGCUGCUACAAGGCCAUCCCGGGGCUCCUUAUCUUCAGCAGCACCAAGGUGUUUGGAGAACUGGGCUGCAGGAUCCUGCUCUACACGUACCACACCCUGAGGCUGAUCAGCAUCUGGUCGGUAGAGAACCUGAGCUUCCUGCACCUCAUCAAGAUCCGUCGGCCCAGCUACCGGUGGUCCAAGUUCAUCUACCGGCACCAGGGCAAGUACGUCAACAGCACCCUGGUCGGGUGUUGGAUAGUCAGCAUCUUCUUACAGAUACCUUACUUGCAGUAUGAGAAGACGGUGGGCAGAAGGAACAAGACCAUCGCCUACCUGGCGACCUCAACCUGCUUAAGGUCUACAGGGAGCUUUGCCAUGAAGUUCACCACAUACGCCUCGGUUAGUUUGGACCUUGUCUUCGUCAUGCUGGUCAUCGUCCUCAAUGUCUUCAUCAUCGACCUUCUCUGCAAGCACAGCCGGAAAGUGAAAGCGGCUUCUUCGGUCACCAGCGGCAGCUGGAACAAGCACACUGCCCAGGCCACGAAGGUCUUGCUCUCCUUGCUGUCCAUAUACGUGGUCUGCUGGAUCUCCAACGACAUGGUCUGGAUCGCCAUCGCCUCGGGGUACAUCAAGAGCAGCUUCGAAAAUAGCGUCCUCAGUGCCCUCUAUGGCAUCCUGUCUUCCGUUUAUUACUCGGCCAGCUCAUAUGUUGUGGUCUUUGGCUACAGGAAGGUCCGGGAGUACCUGGUGGAAGCCUGCUGGUGUUUGAGGUGCACCAGGCAAACCAUGGUUGAGAACCUGUCCUAG
Molecule: messenger RNA, 963 nt
Organism: Podarcis raffonei (Aeolian wall lizard)
Lineage: Eukaryota; Metazoa; Chordata; Lepidosauria; Squamata; Lacertidae
Product: vomeronasal type-1 receptor 3-like
Exons: 1
Coding region: 1-963 (320 amino acids)
Biological process (GO): G protein-coupled receptor signaling pathway
Cellular component (GO): membrane
Molecular function (GO): pheromone receptor activity
Source: RefSeq, a predicted model, not a curated record